AUGAGUCUUUCGUCGACUCGUUCCUUACCUCAUGAUAAUCUCCUGGAGAUAUCAAGACCCUGGACUUCUUGGACGCCUCUUGUUUCGCAAAUGUCGUCAAUGUACCCUUCAAUUAGACUGAUCUCAUUGCAGGCUGUCGCCAGAUGGUGGUUUUUCCUCGACGCUGGACUAAUAGGCAGUGGCCCAUUCAAGAAUGCCGAGAGGGCUAUCAAUUUCAGCCUCUCACCUUCCCCUUCCUGUGGUCCCAUAACGGCGAGCGAACCCAUACUAAAGGGAGGAAUUAUGGCGUUUGUGCUAGCUGAUUCUGGGUGGGCAUUGAAGAUCGUUCCGCCCUCCACCGGAAUUGAUCGACUUCAGCUCUCUCUCCCGCCAACGAUGCCCUGGUAUUCGCAAGCGUUCGUUCUUCAGCUGCUCAUAACAACUAGUACCGCUGUCAUCAUGGCGCCCAGCAUAAUGCUCUGCAAUAACUGUGGCCACUCCAUGGAUGCUCAAGUUCCCUGCUCUCCUGUUGAUGUCAACAGGUACCUGCACUACGGAGGGCGGAUCAGCGAAGCAGAGGCAGAUCUCUGUUCAAACACCAUCGUACGUUGGCAAGAACAAGUUUUUGACUACGACGCCGAAAUUUUCCGGAUGAGAUUUGCUUUAGGGAAGCUUGAAGGUGUUCGACAAUCUCUCAUUGAUUGCAUCCAAACAUCAGACGGGCUUCUUGCUCCCAUUCGUAGGGUUCCUCGCGACAUACUCCAAGAUAUAUUUGAAUACGUGUAUACACAUUCCCGAGCUCUUCUCUACCAGAGUGUUAUUAUUGUGCCGGCUUUUCGAAGAGAGCCUCGAGACGACGUGUUUUCCCUUGGGGAGUGGUAUAGUGGCAAGGAUACGUUGCUGAUGAUGGAAAUCGAGGUAUACGUGUGCGAGGAAGGUCCCACGGAGAUCCUAACAUCCCCUCUUUGCAUCAACACUUCCCGUACCUUCCCCUCGAGCAUCGAGUCACCAAAUGCCGAGCGACACCAACCUCUCCGUUUGAGUAUGACGACCUGCUGGCAGUUUCUUGUACCCAUUUUAGCACUCCACUUGCUUCACUUGCCGUUGGCCUGGCAUGCGGCAGUGACUAUUUGCCCUUCGUCGUUGCCUGUUCUUUCACAAGCCCAGGCGACUCGUACUCAUGACCAGUUCACAACCAGCCUACCAACCUCGCCGUUGUCGUCAUCAUGCCUGCUAAAUGCCAAGGACCUCCGAGUUCAAACCCUUUCGACGACCGCUCUCUGCUGCGUUAUCUAAUUCAGGCCCUUUACAUGCAAAUACUCCAUCAACUAACCUCUGGUCACGAUAGUCCAUUCAGAGUCACAUUCAAUCUAGCCAUCUUGAUGCCCCUUCUUCCUGAUCA
Molecule: messenger RNA, 1381 nt
Organism: Desarmillaria tabescens
Lineage: Eukaryota; Fungi; Basidiomycota; Agaricomycetes; Agaricales; Physalacriaceae
Exons: 9
Coding region: 1-1275 (424 amino acids)
Source: RefSeq, a predicted model, not a curated record